AUGGCGAUUUUUGUGUAUAAUUUAUUAAGGUUUGCGGAGGCUUAUGCGGAUGCAAAUCCCACUAAUAAACCAUUCGUGAUCAUUUGUGAUGAUAUUUUUUUACGUGAUAGGUCGGCAAACGUACAAACGGAUUACCUGAUGAUGGCGUUAGAUGUACGUUUAUCCCGGGACGUCGACGAGCCUUGGGGUUUCCAGAUCUUCGGCGGAGCUGAUGAGGAGAUGCCUUUGACGAUACAGCAGGGACAGGGGGCUCUCCCUGGGUGGACCGCUUAUUUCCCCCAUACUCGUGGGACUUCAAUGGAGAUACCUAAAAACAAAAAUAAAAAUCCACCUAACGGUGAGGAGAACGCAAGCGAGGUCAGCUCGCUUGCGAAUAUAACCGAGGCGCUAGAUGCAUCGUGUGCACGUGCCUCUAGCAGGAAGGAGUCGGACUCAGAGUCCGACUCAUCAUUGUCUGGCGUCAGCAUCGCGCUGCGCCACAAGAAAGACCGGGGCGUUUUUAAACGUCCCAGGUUGGAGCCGUCUUCCAACGAGCAGGAGGCUCCAGCCCCCAAAAUCCCCACGGCUGCGCGGGGUAGGGGCAAGGGGAAGGGCUCCACAAGGGCGGCCGGGAGCCGAUCUGAGCCGGCAGAGCGGCUGGCAGCGGAGGGGAGCGCCCUGGGAAAGGCUGCCCGCUCGGACUCCUCGGAGAUGGAGGCCUCCGGUGGUGAGGGUUCUGUAGGCGGCGCUGAGAGCCUCCGCCUACAAAUAGAGCCUGACUCCCCGGCGAAGCGAGCUGGUCUGCUGAAUGGUGACACCAUCCUGACGCUGAAUGGAGAAGAAGCUAUAGACAUGUCGCUGCUGACUGCCAGCCGAAAGGUCGAGGAGUCAGGCCACAGUCUUACCGUUGGUGUGCUGCGCGGCCUUUACGAUCCGGUUCUAGACGACUCGGAGCCGUUGUACUACGAACCGGAAGAUUUAGGCCUUCAAUCGGAACCGACUGAGGUAGUCUUCCAAAUACAACAGUUCGUUGACCCCUCUGACAUAGGCAGCCAUGAUCUUGAUCCAGGAUCUAAUCUUGAAUCUAGAUCCCUAACUUCUUCCCCUUUCGUUACCCCUACAAAACCCUAUAGACCAUUUUCAACUGAGCCGGUCCCAGAAGUCCCUCCUUUAGAGGAACCCAUUAUCCUUAAUCCUGACUAUAGAGACGUUUUUGGGCGCACUCCUAAUGACAAUGACCCUGAAUAUUUGCUUAAUUCUUUUGGUAAUCUCUUGGGAGAGAGUAGGUACAAAUUGCCAAUAUCUGAACAAUAUGAUCCAGACGGUACGAGGUUCAAACAGAAUGUUGAAGUCGUUGAUAAAUUACUGAAGUACGAAAAACACGUUAAAAGUUUAAGUAAAGAUUUGGAAGUUAUCGAUGUUACUAAAGAAACGAGAGUAUCUGAAGCUGUCACUAAAGAUAUAAAGGAAACAAAAUAUGUUAUCGUUAAAGAAAGCGCUUUUGAAGAUGUUAAAAAGAAAACUGUUAAGAUCGAAGAAGGAUUAUCUCAGGAUCGGGUUAAAAUUGAUUCUAAGGUCGUGGAAAAGAAAGAGAUGAGUAGAGAAGAGAUUGAAGAGGAAUCCUUAAGAGAAGAAUUGCAGUAUAUUGAGAAGAUGAAACAAGAAAUAGAUGUUGAAAAAAUUGAAGAAACUGCUAUGCUUGUUGUGGAUGACAGCAUUGAAAGAGCAGUAUCAGUGGCUGAAGAAAUUAAAAAAGAAAUGGACGAAGAACUUAUGUCUAUAGACAAAUCUGAAAAAGUAAGUUCUAAAACGGAGAAAAAAGAGAUUUCUAAAUACGAAAUGUCUGAACAAUCGUCUGAAGUAAUUGACAAGACUGAAACAUCUGAAUUUGCUGAAAGAAAGAUGACUCAAGAAGAAAGAGUUGUAAACGAAGAAGAAAAUAGUAGAAAGAUGUCUAGAAAAGAUGUUAAAGCAACUGAAUCUUCUGAAACCAUAUCUACAGAGGACACCAAGAUGGAUGUUCAUAGGAAAUCUGUUAUAUCAGAAGAAUACCAGCAAGAGUAUAAAGAAGAGCCGAGAAGAAAAGAGGCAUCUAUCCAAGAGACUUCUGAAAGUAAGGCCAAAUUUAAGAAGGUUGCUAAAUCAGUUGCUUCUGGUGUGAAAUCGGAGAAAACUUAUGCGGAACAGAGAGCUUAUACUAUUGGUUUGCAAACUAUACCUAAUAUAAGAGGCAAUGUGCAUUCUUCUUAUCAUUACAAUCUUCUUCUGCAAACAUUCUUUAUCCAUCUAACCGAUGUGAUGGUAGCCCUGUCCAGAUUCCUCCUAUCACAGCCUGUAUUCAACCAGUUAGAUCAAACGGUCACUGAAAAAAGCAGUUAUGAAAGCGCUGAUGUUAUCCAGAAGACUUCUCAAGUGCAAAAAGUAGAAAAAACAGAAGAAGGAAAAUUAGUAGAGAGAAGACAAGAAAGAAGGCAACUCGUUACUCCAGUUCCUGUUACGGAGAAAAAGGAAGUUAAAUCUGUGACGCAGAAGAUCGAAAAAGAUAUGAAAGUAGAAUCACAAGAGAAGAAAGUUGAAAAAAUGGAGAUUAUCAAACCCGUUCCUGUGAAAGAAGUUAAACAAGAAGUUAAAGUGGAAAAGGUAGAACAACAACAAGAACAGAAGAUUGAAAAGGCAGUGACUGGAGCAGAAAUGGCGCAGCGUUCUGAAAAGAAACUCACUCAGGAGAUGACUCAUAAGAUGGACGCUGUAAUCUCUGAAUUCCAAACCAUCGCUGUAGAAGAAGAUAAAAAAGAAAUGUUCCAAAAAAGCCGAAGAUCCAGGAGUAGGAGUCAGAUUGAAGAGGAGGUUAUGAAGGAAAGCGAUCCUUUAGAAUGGCUGUCUAAGGUAGACAGCAGAAGCACAUCUCAAGAAAGAACAGAGAUAUCUAAAAAGGAAUUUACAUCUACAGAAUCAAAGAAGAGCGUAAUUGAGACGAAAGAAGAAAGAACUUCAAGAAGGUCUAAAUCACCUAGACAGACAUACGUAGCCAUAGUAGAAUCACACGUCUAUACUAAUAAGGAUGCUAUAUUUGAAGAACAUGUAACAGAUUUCUCUGAAACUUCUUCUGUACAAAGUGCUGAAGAAAUCAAUACUGCUAUUGAAGCUAUUGAGACUAUAAGCACUGAGAAUGUAGCGAUAGAAAGCGCUUUACUAGAACUAGAAACAGCUAAAGUCGUUGAAGAAACUCACGAACUAGCAAUGGCUACUGCUAAAAGCGCUGCAACGGUACAAAAGAUUGGGGAAGUAGUGCAUGAUACCAAGGAAUUUGUUCAUGAAGAGUUCGAACAUAAAUCUGCUGUUCAGUCAACUGAUGUACAAGAAGUGGUAGUCCAAGAAAUAAAGCAGAUCAUUGAACCAAUCGUAGAAAUCAAAAAGAGUGAAGAAAAAAUUGAAAAAGUUUCUGUAGAUAUAAGCGAAUCGCUAUCAAUCGCUGAAUCAACUGAGAUUAACGUGAUGGAAACUAAAUCAGAGUUUGUUGCCGCUGAAGUCAAGGAAGAAGAUGUUAAAAUAGGAGAAGUGAAAUUUGAAGAGAAAGUUAUAGAAAUCGAGCCUGAAGUACAAGAACCGAAGCCAGUGGAAACAGUUGAAAUAUCAGAAACAAUCAAACUGAAACCUAAGAAAGAAAAAACUGAACACGAUGAAUUUGCUGCCCUGAAAAUCAUUAAAACAGUUCCAGUUGAUAGCGUACUAUCGCCUGAAAUAAUUGAAGUACAAGAUAUAUCGGAGUUGAUCGCUAAGUCAACUGUAAGCACCAUUGGCGUAGGUAAUAACAUAACUAUAGAUUCUUCUAAAGAAAUUUCCGAAACAUCUUCAAUUAGCACUCAUAUCAGCAAAGCUGACGCUAAAAAAGAAUCCACAACAGAAAUGAAAGCUGAAACGAUAAGCAAAACUGCUGUCGAAGAAAAAACAACAUCAGCACAAGAAAUUUCCCAAGAAGCUACAUUCACGGCGAAAUCAGUCGAUAAAAAGCUUUCUUUACAAACUGAUUUGGUAAGACAAGCAUCGUCUUCUUCAGUGCAAAGCCCGCCAAGUACCAUUGAUACUCCAACUCCUACGACCGUCCCACCUACUCCUCUGACAGACGAAUACGUUUUCAAACUAUCUCUACCCCUCCCAAAAAGUAGAAGUUGUACUCCUAUCCCUAGAGACUGUACCCUUAGUCCAGAAGACGAAGACCCGCAUAUCGUUAAAAAGAAUUUGAUACCCCAUAUAGAGACGACUAUUGAAAGAGUGGUUUACGAUCCACCUUUAAGUACCCCUACAGAUGACCCAAAGUCUCCCGUCUUUACAAAACCGGUUUUAAAUGGUGGUGGUAAAAUAUAUCCGGUUUAUUGUAAACCCGGACUAAAAGGGGGUGCUGGGAGGGUUAGGUUUCCAGUGUAUAGGAAACCAGGAUUGUACGGUGGCGGUGAUAAUCCAGAUUAUUCAAAGGAAGAAAUAAGAGAGAUCGAGCGCAAAUCCUCUCUACUAGCAUCAGCUAUAGACGAGACAAUAAAAAGCAUAGAAGAAUACAAAGAAGAAGUUGGAAUAGAGUCGAAAAAAGAAGUCAAAAAGGAGGUCAAAAUACAAGAGUUUAAAGAAGAGAAGGUUUCAAAGAGUUACCAAGAAUCUUAUACGUCAGAAGAAAUAAUUAAAAACGGGUUCGAUGAAAUAGAUACUAAAAUCGAACAAAUGUUAGAAGAAUGUAACACUAUGUCUAUAGAAAGUACGAACAAGACAGAUUCUCAACCUGAAAACGUAGGCAUCGUUACUGAAAUAGACGAUAUUAAAACAACAAGAACUAGCAUUGAAAUCGAACCUCAGAGUCCGAAGGAAAACAACGCGAAAGCACAAGAAGAAACUACGAAAGUUGAUAUAGUCGAAAUUGAAACAAAAGUCCAAGAAAAUAACGUAGAAUACGACAAAAAAGACGCUGAAGUUGCAGAAUCAUCUUUUAUAAUCGUAAAAGAUAAAGAUAGUACAACUUUAAACGCUGUAAAAGAAGAUACUACUCUUCAAGAGGAGAAAAUAGAAAUAAAAGAAGAAUUCAAACCAGAAUUUAAUGCAGUAGAAUUCAAAGCCGAGCCCACUGCCGUGGUAGAAGAAAGAAUAGAUCCUUUAACGAGAGUCAGACCUGUAGUCUUCGAUCCAGAAAAUAUUCAGCGACGAGGACAAGAGUUUAUUUCUAUACAGCAACCUAUGUGUACUUCAGAACCAAGACAGUCUCCUUACAUAAAUGACAGUGGAAAACUCAUUGGAACUAUCCAGGGCAUUGUGGAUGGCUUAGAAGAACCAGUGAUGGAUGAACAACUAGCCAAAGAACUUGGUAAGCCAGGAAUUUCUGAGGAGAAGAUAGCUACACUCAUAUCAGGGGAAGCGGAGAUGUUAAGAGAAGCUCAUGUUAUGGGGCUGUCCAGAGUUCUCUCGUCUCAUAUGCACCGCGCGGACGACGAUAGCGUCGAUUUUCAGAAAAUCAAGCCAAUGAUCAAUUCGUUGAAAGACUCAGAAGUACUGAAGGCUUUAAAUGAAGAGUUGGAGAGACAGAGACAGGAGGAGAAGAAGAAAGAGGAAAAGAAAUGGACGACGUUUCUCCAGAAGCCGAAGAGACCGGUACCGAAAGCGAAGUUUGGAUACCCUGGAUGGACGGAGGAUACGCAAAUAAUUGCGGAACCGUAUAAAGUGAAAAUAGUGAAACAAGCUAAGCCUAAAGUAGCUCCAGAUUAUAAACCAGAGGACUUCGAAACUGGCCCCCUACCUUGGGAGGAGCGAGCAGCGACAGAACCCUCCCUCCCACCAGUAGAGCCGGAGGAACCGAUCCUCAUUCCGGAGGUUCCAGAGUUCUUGGAGGCCGUCGAUCCUUUGAAGGAGAGCGAGGUUCCAGAUCUUGAGGAGACAGGCAUACCUCUCCCACCUCCAAAAGAACCAACGCCCCCACCAGCCGUAGAAGAGAAGCAACCAGAACCGAUACCAGAAGUGCGAGAAGAAGAAGCAGAAGUAAUCCCAGAAGCGAAAGAAGAAAGAGAAGAGACGAAAGAAGAUAUGGAGAAUAGAAUGGCUCAGCAGUUGGUGAAAAGUGUUCAAGGGAUGGUCGAUCCAAACGCGAGUCUGGAUCAACAGCUAGCACAGAUGCGAGCCCAGUUGGCAGCUCUGGCCCAGCUUCCAGGAGUGAUUCAACAAUCUCUAGAAAUGGUGUCCCAACAGCUCAACAAGAUCUCCCAUCAGGAAAUGCGCAUGGAGGUGUCUCAUUCUGAACAACAAAGCUACGAGCAAAUUGAAGCUACUCAAAAUCACGAAAUGCAAACUAUCCAAGAAGUUAAUGAGAAUAACAUAGAAGCAGUUCAGAACGCAGAAGCGCAAAAGAACGAAGAAGAGAAGAAUGAAGCAGAAGUAGUAGAGAAGAUGACAAUAGAAGAAAUACCAAAUGAGGAGAACGAGCAAAAAGUUCAAGAACAGCCUAAGACACCUGUCAUGAGUGAAGAAGAGAUUAGAAAUGAGAAACAGAGAAAGGUCGGUAACGCACUCGUAACUCCUCCGUCGAUGCCCGAGCGUACGGCGCGUAGCGUUCUGCGCGCGCCUCAAAGAGGCAAUAGACCACCACAGACGGGGCUUUAUAGGGCUGAUGUUCAGUCGGGGUUGCGGGAUAAGCGCAAUGAGGCCGCGACCUGGGCCCAGAGCAGGAGAAGGAACAGGGGGGUUUUUAGUCAGCUGAGGCCGCGGUGCCUUGUUGUGCUUACCCUGCAACACCGGCUGAACAUCAGUACGGCGCGUAGCGUUCCGCGCGCGCCUCAAAGAGCCAAUAGACCACCACAGACGGGGCCCAAUAGGGCUGAUGUUCAGCCGGGGUUGCGGGCACCAAUCACGUGCAAGAUUCUACAUCGCGGUAUAAGAGUUCUCUACACAACUAGAACCGAUACAAAAUCCCGACAACAGCCGUCGGGCAGUAGCCCACCAGACACAACACCCGUCGGGUUGGAGGAACCUCCUUUUUCAAUGGAGGAUGAGGAAUUUUACACGCUGUUCUCUUAUACCUCUAAGACCUCAAAUAAAAAGAAUUAA
Spodoptera exigua (beet armyworm) is the source of this 7056-nucleotide messenger RNA. NCBI's taxonomy places the organism in Eukaryota, Metazoa, Arthropoda, Insecta, Lepidoptera, Noctuidae. The record is from the annotation of a GenBank genome assembly.